Messenger RNA from Mercurialis annua (annual mercury), 627 nucleotides. RefSeq lists its product as uncharacterized. Gene Ontology annotation, biological process: DNA-templated transcription. Gene Ontology annotation, cellular component: nucleus. Bases 1 to 627 code for a protein of 208 amino acids. The transcript has 2 exons. Lineage: Eukaryota; Viridiplantae; Streptophyta; Magnoliopsida; Malpighiales; Euphorbiaceae. The record is from RefSeq and is a predicted model, not a curated record.
AUGUGGAAGAACAAGUUUUCUCACGAACCAACCCCCAUCGCCCACAAACCUGCUAAAUUUCAGAACAGCGGAACCAACAAGAAAGUUCCAACGUGCAACAAUUCCGCCAGGGACAAUUUAAAGAAAGAAAUAUUAAAGGGCUUACGCAUGGUGCUUCAAGAAACAAAUAAUAUCCCUACUGCAUGUGAUCCGGUGAGAGUUGCUGCUUCUUUGGAGUCGGAAUUGUUUCUGAAGUGGGGAGUCUUGAGUAAUGGAAAUCGUAAUAAAUACAAUUCAGUCUUGUCUAAACUCAAAGAUCGGAGAAACUCAGAUUUUCGGACAAGAAUUCUGAUGGGAGAAAUCAGUCCUGAGAAAGUAGUUUUCUUGAGUACGCUUGAGAUAGCCAGUGAUCUCAUGAAAGCCCGCGAUCGAGCUCAAGUAAUGAAAGGUAGGGAAGAGAAAGGGAGACAGAAAAGAGAGGUUAAAGCGAGUGUGUCUGAAAGAAGAGGAUUGCCAGCCCUAACCCAGCCAGUCAUGGCUGGUAGGCUCGAAGCACUCGCCACACCUUGCUUGUGGUGCUGCUGCUUUUGCCACGCGUUCCCCACUCAUUCGCUGUGGGGGCCUUCAAUUAACAACCACCUCAGCUAG